CACACCGACCUUCGACAACAUGACAAAGGAAGAUUACGCCGGUGACGACCUUAACGAUGGCCUUGAAUACGAAAUAGACUUAUCCGAUGCUCCAGAACAAGGUGGAAUCCCACAUGGAGCCCUUGAAAGUGAAGAUGAAAUUGCUGAGGCUCUGGAAAUCGAAGACAACGAGGUUGCAAAAUUAUCCACAGAAGCCAAGGCUGGAAAGAAGAGAAAAGCCACUGAUUCAAAGUUAAAGGAAAAGAAGAAGAUGAAGAUGGAGAUUGAUUUAGAACAGAAGAAACUGAUCUCUAAAGAAUCUUCCACUGAAGUUAUUGCUGAUUACAUUAACAAAACAGUAGCUCAGAAGAACAAGAAAUUGUCAAGUUUGGAGUUGAGUGACUUGUAUAUCUCCAAGAAUGAUAUCAGAUCAACUUCUGAGAUUGAAGGGCCAAGAAAUCUUGAAGGACUUGCUUCCUAUUUGAAUACCAGAUUCAAGAACAUGCUUCCAGCUGGUAAGAAAGGUAAACGUAGUGGUAACGAUGAUGAAAGAAAGUUCAUUGUCAUUAUCUCCAUGUCUGCCAUCCGUGCUUGCGACGUUUAUCGGUCUACCAAAAACUUGAAUGGUUCAUCGAUAAAGUUGAUCAACAAGAAUAAGAUAGCUGCUGAUAUCAAACUUCUCCAGGUAUCCAAAUCGAGAGUAUUUUGCUGUACUCCUACAAGAUUGAAAAAAGUAUGCGAGCACGAAGAGAAUGUGUUGAACAAAAAAGAAGUCAAGAUUGUGAUUCUUGAUAACUCCUAUCUUGAUCAAAAGGGUCAAAACAUAUGGGAUAUCCCAGAAACCAUACAGGUGUUAAAAGAAUUGACUGAUAACGGAGCAAAGGUUUAUUUAUAUUAGGCUAUGCAUUUAAUGGAUAAUAAGAAUUUUUGGAAGCCGUGUAGAACUCUAAUAUGCUUUUAGAAAUCUCUUUGAAGUCGAUAUCAUUGAUCUCAAAAUCGGCAAUGCUCUUGAUUUCAUCAAGAGGUACAUUGGGGGUAUUGCUUGUGAAACAUGCAAGAUACACGAUGUUGGAGUAGAUAAGAUGUGCCAAUGCUUUGCUGAGUUUAAUAUCUUUACCUAAUAUAACUUCAUACGCUUUUGGAAUCAAAAUAUUGUUAAUGAAUUCGUUCUUCUUGUUGGCAAAAAUGUUAUUGUUGUUAUCAAUGAAUAGAAUCCCAUUCUGAUAAUCUUUCUCAUAUGAUGAACUGUUUGGAUUCAUGAACUGAGUUGAUAGAUGGAACAUUAAGGCACUCAACUUCAACGAAGGAGUGGAUGGAAAAUUUUCAAUUGCACUCUCUUCUGUGUUUAAAAUCGAUUCAAAAACUGCUUCAAACUGAUCAAAGAAUGAAAUUGAAGAUUCAUCAACAAGAGUAGGAAUAGUCUCAACGAUGUAGUUGGAGCAUUGUUCUAUUCCUGCAUUGAUCUUAUCAACUCUUUCAUUUACUGUCACCUUGUCAUCUGUCAGUAACAAAAUAUUUUGUUUCAACAUUAUUAAACACUUUGUAAUUGCAUAAAUGUUUGCUAUGUUUUUACCUUCGAUAUUUUCGGACGCUAAAGUG
Molecule: messenger RNA, 1578 nt
Organism: Yamadazyma tenuis ATCC 10573
Lineage: Eukaryota; Fungi; Ascomycota; Pichiomycetes; Serinales; Debaryomycetaceae
Cellular component (GO): nucleus; 90S preribosome
Source: RefSeq, a predicted model, not a curated record